Cydia strobilella is the source of this 1412-nucleotide messenger RNA. RefSeq names its product DNA replication complex GINS protein SLD5 (gene Sld5). NCBI's taxonomy places the organism in Eukaryota, Metazoa, Arthropoda, Insecta, Lepidoptera, Tortricidae. Gene Ontology annotation, biological process: double-strand break repair via break-induced replication; DNA-templated DNA replication. Bases 78 to 728 code for a protein of 216 amino acids. The transcript is spliced from 2 exons. Gene Ontology annotation, cellular component: GINS complex. The record is from RefSeq and is a predicted model, not a curated record.
AAAAUUUAUGUCUGUUUUCUGUUUUAUUCGUUAUACUGCUGUAUAGUAUAAAGCUUGUGUAGUUAGUUAAUUGUGAAAUGGAUUUGAAUGAUGAUAUAGAAUUAAGUGAAGACGAAGAAAUCACAGUAGAAACAGUGUUAAAGACGGUACAGUGCGCAUGGCAAAAUGAACGUUUAGCGCCAGAAAUCCUACCCCACCGCAACGAUAUGGUAGAAUGCAUGUUGGGACAAGUACAGCACAUGGAAAGAAACAUCAACAAACUCCCUAAAACAGAUCUUCGAGCGUCCAUUCAUAAAAUGGAAUUAAGUAGAAUAAAAUUUGUAAUAUGUAAUUACUUAAAAACUAGGCUACAUAAGAUAGAGAAAUUUUGUAUUCCCAUAGUUAAUGAAGAAAGACAACGAAUAGAAUCAGGAACCAACUAUCUUACACCGGCCGAGUUCAAAUAUGCCCAGGAGUAUUUAAUGAGCAUGGAGAAUCAUUUAAAAAAAGUUGUUUUGAAUAAAGUGCCUGGCAACAUGCAAGCCCUAGAACUGAGCAAGCUGGCAGUAUACCCUAAUUUACACAGUCAUGUGUUCCUGAAGGCGAACGACACUGUCACUGGAGUAGUCCUAGAGGACCAGCCUGGAGACCAGGAUGAAGAAAUUGACUUAGAAGAUGGAUCACAACACAUUCUGCAGUACAAACCAAUAGCUGAACUGGUCAAAAACGGAAAGGUUCAGUUAGUGUGACAGGAAGUGUGACACUGUACAGAAAACAGUAAUAAGCAUACGUCGCACUACAGCGGGCAUUUUGCGGGCAGGUCAUUAGGUAAGGUUUACAAAAAAACAACUUACGAGUACAUGUAGUAUUUGUAACAUAGUUACCUGUUAUCAUGUAUUCAUCUUUAAUGUGUAAUACUCUUUGAAGUGACAACUGAUAAGCCCAUUUAAGUGGCCAUCUAAAAAACAGAUAAAUAGCUGACAUGCCAUGCGUCAUUAUGACUGUCGUUCAUAUUAUUUUUAUUUAAAAUUGAAGGGAUAUAAACUACUAUACCUAACUAACGUACAGCCUUAGUUGCUAAGGUAUUUUUAUUUGCACAUUACAAAUACUAGGUACCAAAUACUAAGUACUUUAUUCUGACAACUCGAAAAUUGAUUUGUGAACCUUACGAAGUGACAUGCCCGCUAAAUGCCCGCUGUAGUGCGACGUAUGGUAAUAAGUGGUUGUGUAAAAUGCAGGCUUGAACACAAGUUUGCUAGAUAACAUAAGCCAUAUUGUCAUCACAAUACUAUACUACAUUCAGCGUUUUUAAGAAUAGCAAUUAUUCACAUGGGUUUUGUAUAUAUACCUAUUAAACAAAAAAAAUUUAUACAUGUAAAUGAUAAGAGUGUGUGAAAUGUAAUUGUAUGCACUAUAAUGAAUUGUGUCUCCUA